This is a messenger RNA of Rhincodon typus (whale shark), 744 nucleotides long. RefSeq names its product lysoplasmalogenase-like protein TMEM86A. The record is from RefSeq and is a predicted model, not a curated record. The transcript is spliced from 3 exons. NCBI's taxonomy places the organism in Eukaryota, Metazoa, Chordata, Chondrichthyes, Orectolobiformes, Rhincodontidae. Bases 1 to 744 code for a protein of 247 amino acids. Gene Ontology annotation, cellular component: membrane.
AUGGAUAUCAUGGGUCAUGAUUCCAGAAGGCAGAAGAAGAGGUUUGCGACAAUGAAAAGUGUUGGCAUGAAGCUGAUCCCCUUUUUGAAAACCUCCUGCAUUUACUUUGUGCUGUGGCUUCCCACCUCUAACCCAUCGUGGUUCAGUGCGCUGAUUAAAUGUCUGCCCGUUCUAUGCCUGUGUUUCUUCGUGUUGGCACACAGCAUCAGCCGGGGGGUACAUCGACCCUACGCCAAGAAAGUCCUGGUCGCUCUCCUGUUCUCGGUGCUUGGUGAUGUGUUCCUGACAUGGGGCGACCAAGGUUUCUUCAUCCACGGAAUGUUGAUGUUCGGAAUCUCACACCUACUGUACACUUGGGCUUUCGGACUGCGGCCACUGAGGCUCUGGAUAGCUCUAAUGUUGCUGCUGCUCAGCGUGAUCUACUACGUUGCUGUCUACUCUUACCUGAGAGGCCCCAUGAUCUACGCCAUGGCGGGCUACAUCGUGAUGCUGGGUCUGAUGAGUUGGCGAGCCUUGGCGCGCGUGGCUUGCUCUAGUUACGAACGAACGUGGGGACGGAGUUGCACGGCGGCAGGAGCUGUGAUCUUUAUCGCCUCCGACUUGGUGCUGGCCAUCGACCGGUUCUGCUUCACCGUGCCGCACGCCCGCGCCAUCGUCAUGUCGACCUACUAUGGGGCCCAGAUGCUAAUCUCGCUGUCCAUCGUCGAACAGAGCGAGCCGGAUAUGUUCUGGAAGCGGAAUUGA